CUCUGGCGGGCGGGGUGCCGGACAUCGAGAUCCUUACCCCACUGUUAGCACCACAGAAGCUCUAGAGGUUCCAUGUGCCGCUCACUGAGGCUGCCCUGUACCUACUCACCUGCUUGGGAAGAUGGUUCUACACCCCUUUUAAGAAUUCUUGGACAAUUUCACCUAGCCGUCCAUGAGCUUUCAUGAUGGCGAUCUAUUUUCCUUCCACACCAUCGCGUCCCGUAGAUUUGUUAUCCUCAGACCCUGAUCAAUUGUUACAUCGCCUCGGUCAUCACCGCCCAACCAACAUGAUUCGUGUACUGGAGCCAACAGCACCGCUUUUCGCCAUCCUUGACUCAUCAGUGGAGGUCAGCAAAAUCUUCGGGCUUCCCACCGACAACACUUGACCCCUCCGUCAAACACACAACGCCGUUGACAAUCGACAUGGAGGACUACGAUGUUAUCGAGCACAGCGACACAGCAUUGGGCCCUGAAGUCGUGGCUCGGAUACGCGACUGGCUCCAGCCAACCGACUACACAGCCGAAUCGGGCGAAUAUUAUCGUCACCUGUCGUCUCAAGCACCCGGCACAGGCCUGUGGCUUUGCCAAACAGACGAGUAUAAAAAAUGGCAUGGCUCACCAGAUCAUGGCAGCUUAUGGAUCAAGGGCGUUCCGGGAGCAGGGAAAUCUGUCAUGGCAGCGAGCAUCAUCAGGCAUCUAGAGACGACAGAGAACUGCCCGGUACUCUUCUUCUUUUUCCGAAACAUUGUUGCUGCCAACUAUUCUCCUCGCGCUCUUCUCCAAGAUUGGCUUGCGCAACUUUUGCCCUUCUCUCCCAAGCUCCAGCUCGCACUCCAAUCACAGCUGAAUACUGACCUGGCAAUCAUCUCCAACAAUGAUCUUUUUGACCAUUUCCUCAGCGGAAUAUCCUGCGUCCCAAGACUCUAUUGUGUUGCUGAUGCCCUGGAUGAGAUGAACACGGACAGCAGACCAUUCCUCGACAAGUUCAACCGCCUCGCCACGCACCGCCCAGGCUCCUUGAAGCUUCUCCUGACAAGUAGACCAAAACAGUAUCUCCAGAGCGCGUUGCGAGACACCUUGAUUGUGCACAUUAGUCUGCAACGGCAUCUGGUGGAUGUUGACAUUGUUUCAUAUCUCAAUUGUCGGCUUGAAAAGCUCUCCACAAUGAACAAUGCUGUGGAAAAGAACCAGCUUGUUGACCUGGUUGCUAAAAGGUCGGGGGGAUUGUUUCUUUAUGCCAAGUUGACCAUGGACCAGAUGGAAGAGGCUCUGUCUAGGCAGGACCAAGUCGACAUUUGUGCUCUGGAAGCAUCACUCCCAAUUGGAUUGGAGGAAACAUACGCCAACUUGUUGCAGAAACAUCGUCAUGAGAGCCAGGUCGACCUCGAGUUCCAGGUUUUUGUCUUGGAAACUAUCACCCAUGCGUCCCGUCCAUUGCGACUGACUGAGCUCGCCAGCCUCGCCGGAUGUCUGAGCACCAUUAAUGAACCUUUGACACACUGGAAACAGCUCAUUAGUACCUGCUGUGGGCCACUUAUUCAGGUGUUGGAAAACGAGACUCUCCAAGUUAUCCACCACUCCUUCACCGAGUUUCUGAGAGGUGACGGCCGAAAUAGCCCAAGUGGAACUGAGCCUUCUUCGGCCUUUCCAGUCAUUGACUCAACAAUUGCCCACAAGAACGUGGCUCUUCGAUGCUUGGGGUAUGUUCAAUCGCUUCCACUCCCAAGCGUAAAACAACGCAGGUCAUACCGCGAGCAAUCUGACGAUCGCCGCAAUGUCUGUUUACUCCAUCCAUUCUUCGAUUAUGCUAUGGAGAACUGGGUGUAUCACGCGAGCCGAUAUGAUGCGAGAGACCACGGCUUUUUUCACACCAUUUUGUGCUUUCUGACGCCCGAUAACCUGGCCUUUCGGCAGUGGACAGUGCCUCCGUGGUAUCGGGACACCGGCAACCCCUCUGAAGGGAUUCCCAUUGCUUUACAUGUCGCAGCACAUGCUGGGAUGUACGAGUUCUGCCUUUGGCUCAUAAACGAACAAAAGAUGUCUGUUUCGUCAAUCGCCAGCGACCGUCGAACGCCAUUGCACAGGGCGGCAGAAAAAGGUCACGGCAAGGUUGCCUCACUCCUAAUCCAAUACGGCAGCGAUCCGAACCCUGAAGAUAUAUACGGAUUAAAGCCUAUUCACCUGGCAGCACGUUAUAACCACGCUGAUGUGGUCUCGACUUUGCUUCAAGCCGGGGUUGAGCCUGACACACCAACAACGAACGAGGAUGAUGAAAACCCCGACUACUAUGACGCUGGAAGAGAUUUGCGAGAAAACAGGCCAGGCGAAUGUGCAAUCUAUUAUGCAAGUCGAUAUGGCCAUCUGGAGACACUGGAGGCGCUGAUUCCCUAUUGCGCGCCGUCUGCGUUGGAGAAGAUGCUCUGCGAAUGUUGUCGUUUCGAUCGUACUGAGGCUGCGGCUGCAGUCUUGGCACACUUGUCUAUUCCAGUGGAUGCUUCGUACAGUGGAGCAACUGCACUCUACUUUGCGUGUGGGAAUACCAAUACCGACUUGGUCCAAGCCCUUAUUGAUCAUGGUGCCGAUUCCAAGGCCCUAUCAGUAUUGGCAUCACUCGCAACAGACUACGGCGGGCCGGCGGUAGAGGAGGUCUAUGAAGACACGGAUGAAGGAACGGAACUCGUAUUCCAGUCCUAUUGGUAUCUAGAUGCGAAACUAGCCCCUUUGCAUCGCUUGGUGCAGAGUUGGAACUACAACAAUGAUGCAGCUUGUCAGGUCAUCCUUCGAAUUCUUUUGGAUGCAGGCGCUGAUAUGGAACAGCUAAACGGCGAUGGAGUAACUGCAUUACUUUUGGCAGCGUCAUUCUCGUGUAGCUUUCCAUUCAAUUCAUCGACAGCACCGUGCGUGCCUGCUUUGAGGGCAUUACUGGCCUCGGGAGCAAAUGUCAAGGCAACCUGCCCGAACGGUAACAAAGCAUUGCAUUAUGCCUUGGGACAAGAUCAAGAAAGCCUGGAGGCCAUGAGAAUUCUUUUGGAACAUGAAGAGGGCCAACAAGAAAGACGGUCUCUGGACACACUCCGCCCUCCUGGGAAGGUCGCGUCGGCUGACUUAGCUGACAGCGAAGCUCUGUCGUCCAGGUUCAUAGAGUACUUUGUGCGAGGCGGCCUUGAUCCCAGUUACGAAUUCUACAAGGGCAAAACCAUGUUGGAGGCGGUAAUGUAUCAAAAUCCCGGACUGUUCCAGACCUUGUUCUCCCUCUGCAAGGACGAGUCACUGAAGCAGCGAUGUUGGUUUGCUUUAUCAGGCGAAUGGCCCAACAGGGAGAGCUGCAUUCAAUAUCUCAAGAUCAUGGUCGCGCAAGGCAUGGAUCCGAACAUCACACCGGAAGGUGGCCGGCCAUUAUACCUGCACUUUUACAGGUACGAUGACUUGCUUCAAGCUCUUGAGCUGGCAGGAGCCAAGGCCAGCGUGGUGGAUGCCAAUGGAAACAAUGUUUUGCAUCUUUUGUGCAAACUUGGCCGGGUGGAACGGUCUCAGCUGGAACACUUUAUUGCACGUGGUGCCAACCCUCUUGCUACCACUCUGGAGGGUGAUACUUUGCUUCAUCUUGUCGCUACGUGGUACGGAGGUCAGGGAGACCAGCCUGACUUUGUACAAUGGCUGAUUAGCCUCGGAAUAUCCGCAGAUGCUACCAAUACCUCUGGGCAGACUCCUCUUCAUGUGGCAUCUACAGCAUGGGAAAAGUCGACAGCAGGAUGGCCACCUCUUCAUCCACACAAAACUUUUCUUUUUUGA
Molecule: messenger RNA, 3792 nt
Organism: Podospora pseudopauciseta
Lineage: Eukaryota; Fungi; Ascomycota; Sordariomycetes; Sordariales; Podosporaceae
Exons: 2
Coding region: 424-3792 (1122 amino acids)
Cellular component (GO): nucleus; cytoplasm
Molecular function (GO): protein binding
Source: RefSeq, a predicted model, not a curated record